AUGGCCACCCGAGGAAUUUGGAAUCAUCCUGAUCCACAAACCACGAUCCUACCGCUCCUGCGCACUCAUCUUCCUUACAGCCUGGCCGUGCUCAGGAGGAUUCAACAUAAUUUUGCCUACCCGUCCUCGACGGCGCAUGUCAUCGCAACCUUUCCGCCCCAGUCACCAACAGUGUCGGGCCUCUCUCCCUCAUCGCCAUGGAUAGUAUUGAUCGUCGAUUUAUUCCGCGGCCGGGAGACCCAGGCAUACAUCUACUCGAGCCUGGAGAAGGAUGGAGCUACCCGGCCUCAAGCCUCGGAGAAUUUCGUGUCUAAGCUCACGGCUCCUCCAGAAAGGCUAGCUGAAGCGCAGGGCCGACUUCUUGCGCUACUGAGGUACGUCAAGACAAAUCUGCUUCCGGAGUAUUUGGCAUCGGAAGCAUCCACUAUAGAUCCGCUUUCUUCCUCCAAUGCCAGUACGACAACAACCCCACUGGCCAAGGUUCCCGCUCCGCCGCCUACAGCGUUCCUCUUCGGGGCCAUGCAUACGGGCCUCCUAGCUCUGCUCACGGCAUCUGGGGAUUAUUUAGAUCCAAACACCAUCCCUGGUGUUCGGAUUAUCCGUCGAGAUGAUCCACCCUAUAUCAAGUAUCUCUUCCCGCCAGAAACAGGCAGGUCCUCUUUGGAUCAAUCCGGAGAGCCAACGACCAAUGCUCUUCCCCAGGGAUACCGGUUCACAGAUCGAAAGGGGCGCUAUGGUGUCCUCCCGCACCAGUUUGAUCUGGUCAGUAGCCGAACGCACAUCCCUCGAUCAAGGGCAUCUCUGGCCAAGAUGGCGGGUGUAGCUAUUUAUUAUGAUGGUAAUACUACAGAUUCGACAGAGGAAGACGAAGACGAGGAGAUGCCUAUCGCCUGGGAGUUUCUCGGAUUCGAUGGAAGCCUCGCCACGUUGCAUGUCGAGCCUGAACAUCGAGGUCGUGGAUUAGCCGUGCAGAUCUCCAAGGAAAUCAUGCGCUCCAGGUUGCUGGAAGGCGCGAUCUUUCGGCAGCAAGGGGACAAGGAGGAAGCGUGGGGACAUGCGGAUGUUGCUGCUAACAAUCUUGCUAGUAGAGCUGUGAUGGAGAAGGUUGGCGGCAAGGAAGCCUGGGCUGAUACCUGGACAGUCAUAGAGCUCACUGAUUAG
Molecule: messenger RNA, 1161 nt
Organism: Paecilomyces variotii
Lineage: Eukaryota; Fungi; Ascomycota; Eurotiomycetes; Eurotiales; Thermoascaceae
Product: acetyltransferase, GNAT family
Exons: 1
Coding region: 1-1161 (386 amino acids)
Molecular function (GO): acyltransferase activity, transferring groups other than amino-acyl groups
Source: RefSeq, a predicted model, not a curated record